UACUUUUUCAUUCCUUCAGCGUAUCUGUAUCUUGUCGCUUGUAGCCCGCUUGCACGGUGUUCGGUAUUCGGUCAGUGCGCGUUUUUUAGGCUCUGUUUAUUUCAUUUGCUCAACACUCAACUUCGACAUACACAUACAGUUACAGUAAUACAUACACGGUAGUGAUUUGGCGGGCUUGUGUGCGUGCGAAUGGGGGCCUACAACAAAACAUAAAAAAGAAUUGAAGUGCGAUAUAAAAGCACAAAACAAAACGCAGUGUAAUAAAAAAAUAUCAAACAACUAAAAACAAAACAAAAGAAAUUGCAAUUUUAGUAUUAAUAAACGCUUUUAGGAGAAACAACAAAAAAGCGUUUGGAAAAUUCUACACAAAACGUAGCUGGAAAAAGAUUUCAUUGUAAAAAAUUGUGUUUCGUUUCUUGCUUGCGUGCGCGCGUAUGUGGUUGUGUGUGCGUGUGUGUUUUUUUUUGUGAGAGCGUGAAGCACAACACAAAAAGGAAAGCAGAAGCAGCAGAAAUACAAAAAAAAUGUGCGCCAGGCAAAUUAACCAGCAACAGCAGAUGAUGUAAACUUUUUGUUGUUGUAAAGUUGGUGAAAAAGUUAUCGAAAAAGAAACGAUACGAAAUAAGUGAAGAAAAAACAAACAACAAAACACAACAAACUAGCAACGCUUUAUUGAGAGUGUGAGAGUGAGUGCAUUUGUGAGAGCUUUUUAAGAUGCCGGAAACGGAGUACGAGUUCUGCAGCAAGGAGUGGCUCCAAUCGGAGCUGAAAGCCAGCCGCGACGCAGCCAAAAAGCUGAUCAUACUCGACUGUCGCGGCUCUCAGGAGUACAGCGAUUCGCAUAUCCGAAGCGCCGUUAACUUUAGCAUACCCAGCAUAAUGUUGCGUCGCCUAGCCGCUGGCAAGAUCGACUUACCAUCCACAAUCAAGUCGCAGGAGCUCAAGGAGCGCAUACAGGCGGGCUACAAACUCAGCCCGUUCAUACUCUACAACGAUGUGGGCGUGCCCCCACAGCAACAACAGCAUCAGCAGCAGCAAUCACCUCAAGAUGUGGCUGGAGCUUUCGAAAUGUAUGGAACUGGCAACGAUGCCACGAUCAACGUGCUCUAUCGCCGGCUCAAGCAGGACGGAUGUCGCGUGCUCUCGCUGCAAGAUGGCUUCUCCAGUUUUCGCCAAAGCUUUCCGGAGUGGUGUGAGGAUGAUAACCAGGCGCACAACAAAGAAAUGGAAUCUAGUCGCAAUGCACAGGCCGAUCAGUUAAUGGGUCUUAAGUCGCUACGCAUUUCCACGCCACAUUCCGAUUCGGCGUGCAGCAGUUCCGCCGAGUCCUCGGACUGCGAGAGCACCUCACAUCAUCAUCACCAUCACCAUCAUAAUUUCAAUGAGGCGCCCGUUGAGAUAGUGCCCGGCCUGUUUCUGGGCAAUUCCACGCACAGCAGCGACUUGAAUGCUUUGCAAAAGUACAACAUUAAGUACGUGCUGAAUGUGACACCCGAUUUGCCGAAUGAGUUUGAGAAAUUGGGCAUUAUUAAAUAUCUGCAAAUACCCAUUACCGAUCAUUAUUCCCAGGAUCUGGCGAUGCAUUUUCCAGCUGCCAUACACUUUAUAGAGGAGGCGCGCUCUGCUAAUUCGGCGGUGCUGGUCCACUGCCUGGCAGGUGUCUCGCGCUCCGUAACGGUGACGUUGGCCUAUUUGAUGCACACACGGGCGCUCAGCCUGAAUGAUGCCUUCAUGCUGGUGCGUGCUCGCAAAUCGGACGUCUCGCCCAAUUUCCAUUUCAUGCAGCAGCUGCAAUCCUUUGAGAGCCAGCUCCGUUUGAGUCCCUGCGAUGGGCAGGCCAUGGAUGAGGGCAACAGCGUUAAUAUCAUUGGAAACACAGCUGGCUGCUCCUCGGCCACUAUGCUCUCUGGCAAUCCCAGCCUGGUUGCGCGCUGCGGUCGUGGCUCGAAAUUCUCAUGCAAUUGCAUUGCCCCCGACUGCAAGUGCAUGCAAACGGGCGGGUUUAUGGCCGCGCAUCUGGCCAAAGCAACUGGCGUCUCACCCGAUUCGGGCAUUGAGUUUGAUCGCUGGACGCCAUCGUCGGAUACGGGUCUUAAAUGAGACCAGUGUAUGGGAAAGAGUUUUGUGCUGCCCCCCAGUCAAAGUCAGGAAUCAACAACAACAGCAGCAAUGGCAACAGCAACAGCAACCAGUUCGCCGCCGCCGAUGGGGCUGGCAUGCAGCAAUGCUGACAACAUGUCACCGGCCAGCACCACCAGCUCAUCCACUUCCACAACGACCACGGCCGAGGCUGUCUCAGUGGUGGAGCUGGUGCCAGCCAACGCGGUGGAUGCGGCAAGUGAGGAGCCGUAAUAGCUGGGAACUAUGCAGAAGACAAAACUCCUUUUCCUACUUUGGUUGUCGAAUACACACACAGACAAAACAAGCACACACACAUACAUAUACAUUUAUA
This is a messenger RNA of Drosophila hydei, 2452 nucleotides long. RefSeq names its product dual specificity protein phosphatase Mpk3 (gene Mkp3). The transcript has 5 exons. Bases 715 to 2100 code for a protein of 461 amino acids. Gene Ontology annotation, cellular component: cytoplasm; cytosol. Gene Ontology annotation, molecular function: protein tyrosine/threonine phosphatase activity; MAP kinase tyrosine/serine/threonine phosphatase activity. Gene Ontology annotation, biological process: protein dephosphorylation; negative regulation of MAPK cascade. The record is from RefSeq and is a predicted model, not a curated record. Lineage: Eukaryota; Metazoa; Arthropoda; Insecta; Diptera; Drosophilidae.